AACGUCACGGUGUGUGUGCGAUUCAGGCCGCUCAGCCACAAAGAGAGGAAGGGGGACGAUGACAAGGUCUGCUUCAGGAAACUGGGCUCGGAGUCUUUUGUUUUCAAGACUGGAGCUGGAAAAACUUAUAGCAUGGAGGGGCCAAGCAUCUUGCAUUGCAAUGAACUGAAAACUGGACUGGUUCAGCGAGUUGUAAAUGGUCUUUUUGAUUGUUUAAGAACAUCAGAAAACAUUACUACUUGGACUGUGAAGUUGUCAAUGGUGGAGAUAUAUUUGGAAAAAGUAAGGGACCUUCUUGACUUGUCCAAGGACAAUCUACAAAUCAAGGAGAGUAAAAGCCAAGGGAUUUUCAUUUCUGGGGCAACAGAGAUAUCUAUUAUGAAUGGUUCAGAUGCCUUGGAACGCCUUUCUGAAGGAAUUGCCAACAGAGCUGUCGGAGAAACACAAAUGAACCUGGCCAGUAGUAGAAGUCAUUGCCUGUACAUUUUCUCAGUGCAGCAUGGGUCCACUACAGAUGAGAGGGUAAGGACUGGGAAGAUUAUUCUAGUUGACUUAGCUGGUUCAGAGAAAGUUGAGAAAACUGGUGCUGAAGGGCGUGUUCUUGAUGAGGCUAAAAUGAUCAACAAAUCUCUUUCAGCUCUUGGAAAUGUUAUCAAUGCCCUAACUACGGCUAAACCAAAUCAUGUGCCUUACCGUGACUCGAAUCUCACACGCAUACUUCAAGAUUCACUGGGUGGCAGCUCAAGAGCUGCAUUGCUGUGCUGCUGUUCUCCCAGUUUGUCAAACUCACCAGAAAGUCUGUCUACCAUUCGCUUCGGAACCAGGACGAAGCUCAUAAAAACUCUACACAAACUGAUUCCUACCGAAUUGGAUAGCAGUAAGAAGCACACCCCAUAUUCUCGUGAUCAAGAUGAUCUGCGUGACGGAACCCUGAGCAAGGCUGGUAGCAGCCAAUCUGAGGCGUCCUAUCCCAGCCUUGAUUCUGGCGAUCAUGACGGUCUGCGUGAAAGGCUACUGAGCAAGCUAAGGUUGAGCCUGAAGGAGGGAGACGUUGACCUGCUGGAGGAGCUGUUUGUGCUGGAAGGGAUCAUCUCCGAUCCCGACUCGGUGGUGCUGGACAUCGACUCGGCGUGCCACCACGCUGCGAGCCGGCAGGUCGCGUAGCUAGUGCAAGCAGUGGAGGAACUCACAGAAACUGUGCAAGAGCUCACUGACGAGAACGAGACGCUGAGGCAUCAGCUCGAGGUCGCACAGGAGAUUGCAGCCCGGGCUCAGUGUGCCGCCGCAGACCGGAGCGGUGGAUUGCUGUUCGGUUUUGUGCCUGCGGCCGUCCUCCGUCUCGUCGGAUUCAUGCCAGACUGAUGGCACGACGGCCAACGUCGCGUACAUUCCGCGAACGUUCCUGCCAUCAAACAUCUUAGCUAAUAGUGGAGUAACAGCAUUUUGGCGCUUUAGUCACGAGUGCCUUUGACUCUGAGGAUCCUGAGUACUGAGGUUGAUUCGAUCUUGCUACUUCCGUCAAAAUUCGUAUGUUAGACAUGUGAAAUGGCAUUAUCGUCUUAGUUUGCUGGUCAAAGUAUGUCUUGACCAAUCGGAUGCAUACAUGAUUAGAUGAACCAUGAACGAA
Messenger RNA from Lolium perenne, 1627 nucleotides. Its product is annotated as kinesin-like protein KIN-1. Gene Ontology annotation, biological process: microtubule-based movement. The record is from RefSeq and is a predicted model, not a curated record. Gene Ontology annotation, molecular function: microtubule motor activity; ATP binding; microtubule binding. Lineage: Eukaryota; Viridiplantae; Streptophyta; Magnoliopsida; Poales; Poaceae.